Molecule: messenger RNA, 1996 nt
Organism: Topomyia yanbarensis
Lineage: Eukaryota; Metazoa; Arthropoda; Insecta; Diptera; Culicidae
Gene: Pdp
Product: pyruvate dehydrogenase [acetyl-transferring]-phosphatase 1, mitochondrial
Exons: 4
Coding region: 234-1643 (469 amino acids)
Biological process (GO): protein dephosphorylation
Molecular function (GO): cation binding; protein serine/threonine phosphatase activity
Source: RefSeq, a predicted model, not a curated record
GGUUAUGUAGUCGACCCGCAGUAGGAAUUUAUGCUGCGUGUCGUGAUCAGUGCAAAAUUUGUUUUUAAAUCGCGAAAAUCUUUGUCAAAGUCUAGUCGAACCAGCCUUUCGUAAUCAGUCAAAUUAUGCAUCCAACGAGCGCAAUUACUGCCGCACUUCAGUCGUAGAGAGAAAACACCUAUUGCUACCCGAUUUUUGUAGUAGAGGGUAGCGGAACCGAGAAAUACUACAAUAUGCCUAAUUUUUCACAGCGACUUGUGGUAUUGCGAAGUUAUUUACUGUCCGUUGCUACCAGCCACCGUAGCUUUCAUCAGGCCGUAUCCCGACGACAAUCCUCUGGACCGCCAAAACUAUCACCGUACGAUGUCAACUGCGUCCUGCGGGGGAACGAACACUCGCAAGAGUUUCUGGGCAGUUCCGUCAAAAGCUACGACACGAACCAACUAGCGUCCAACUCUCCGAUCGAAGAUUCUCGCAGCGAGGGAAGUUGCGUGCACACCUCUGGUCUGUUGCUCGGUAUAUUCGAUGGCCAUGCCGGACCGGCUUGCUCCCAGGUUAUCAGCAAACGUCUGAUGCGUUAUAUCGCUGCAUCCCUGGUUCCGCCCGAUGACCUGAAACAGCAUAUCUUGAAUGGGGCACAGAGUCAGUCCUUUAUUAAUUGUCACAACGAUAAGCUGGAGUUUGUCAGCGAAAUUAGAGAUAUUUACGAACGUAGCUUUCAGGUGUUCGCUAAUGAGCUUACCAAUACUACGCUGGCUGGUUUCCAGAUGCAUCAAGUAUUGGAAAAUGCGUUUCUCCGUUUAGAUCAAGAUCUAUCCAGGGAAGCUGUGGAAAAUCCUAGCCUACGAACGAUGUCUGUAGCAAUGAGUGGUGCUGUUGCAGUCGUAGCUCACAUUGAUGGUCCUCACCUUCAUAUAGCUUCCGUAGGGGAUUGUUCGGCAGUUUUGGGUACCGUAACGGAUACAGGUCAAUGGGUUGCUAAGAAAUUGACGAACGAACACAACUCGGACAACGUCAGUGAAGUCCGGCGACUGUUGAACGAACAUCCUGCGACCGAACGAGAUACCGUAAUUCGUGGAGAGCGACUUCUUGGCCAACUAGCUCCGCUUCGUGCUAUGGGCGAUUUCAGAUAUAAAUGGACCCGUCAGCAGCUCCAGGAACUGGUUGUGCCCCAAUUCGGCGAGCAGGUAAUCGCCCCAUUCUAUAUCACACCGCCCUAUCUGACCGCAUGUCCGGAGAUAACGCAUCACAUUUUGACACCUCGCGAUAAAUUCCUGAUCCUCGCAAGUGAUGGACUCUGGGACACAAUGAGCCCAAUGCAAACCGUCCACCUGGUGGGUGAGCACAUGUACGGUAAAGCCUUCUUGCAACCACUGAAACUGCCCAAGCACGACGUCACGUUCAGGGAAAUUAGUCAAAUGCUCAGCACUCGCAAGGCGGGCCUACAAAAGAAACCACUGGAUCGGAAUGCCGCGACACAUCUGAUUCGGAACGCUCUGGGUGGGACCGAGUAUGGAGUGGAACACUCAAAGCUGUCGCACAUGCUUUCCCUUCCCCAAGACAUUGUUCGAUUGUUCCGAGAUGACAUCACCAUCACGGUGGUGUACUUUGAUUCGGAAUAUCUUAGAAAUUGCCCUACCUAGCAGCAACUCUCGAAACCGGCGGAAGUCGGAUAGCGGCGAAUAAAUGGCAUUUAGUGGCGGAGGUAGAGUACUUUAAACGAGAUGGUGAUAGGACCUUCGAAAAACACGCUUGUUGUGUCGUGUGUGCUUUUUUAUCGUUUGUACCCGCUUGUUGCGUACAGCAAAAGAGAAAACUCGCGCUUUUCAUUUGUAGUCAAAUAGCUUCUAUUUAUAGUAAAGCAUAUAGAGAGUGUACAGAUAGCUACGUUUGUCUUUUUUUUUAAUCUUUUACUAUGUCUUGAUAUUCGCUCAAUAUAUUAUCCAUGUUUAUCAACUGUUUGAAAAUGAUGAUAAUAAAAGCCUAUGGGAGGUGA